This is a messenger RNA of Melanaphis sacchari, 591 nucleotides long. RefSeq lists its product as uncharacterized. The transcript has 2 exons. Bases 59 to 499 code for a protein of 146 amino acids. Lineage: Eukaryota; Metazoa; Arthropoda; Insecta; Hemiptera; Aphididae. The record is from RefSeq and is a predicted model, not a curated record.
AGAAAUAACUAAAAUUAUGAUUAAUUGUACCAUUAAAAUUUGAAUCUAAGUUGAUGCCAUGAGUAGCCAGAAAGGAAAUGCAACACGCGUUCGACCACAAAAACAUCAAAACCGAUUUGCGUUUAAAAAUAAUCUCCAUGACACUAACAUACGUACCAAACGUUUGAAUUCUAUACAAAUUCAUAGCGUUUGUCCUCGGUGUAAAGACAUAUUGGAAUGGAAAAUCAAGUACAAAAAAUAUAAGAUGCUUAAAGCACCCAAGAACUGCAACAAAUGUCAUAAUAAGACUGUUAAAGAAGCAUACCAUACAAUGUGCCAUCAGUGCUCAAGCACUUUGGAAUUAUGUCCCAAGUGUGCAGUACCAAGAAUCGAAUGGGCUAAAGAUGAUCAGAAAACAACAUCUGAAAAUGAAGGUGAUAACAAAAAUGAUUUAGAAAACAGUGAUACUGAAAAUGAUGAAUCAGGAAGUGAUACUUGCAGUAAUCCAUCACUUAGUUGACCUGUGUAAAUUCUAUAAUAUUAUACCUAACUCAUUUCCAUUAUUGUUUCAUUAUUUUUAUUGGUCAAAUUAAAACUUACUUUACAAUAAAU